Camponotus floridanus (Florida carpenter ant) is the source of this 1885-nucleotide messenger RNA. It is a transcript of the gene l(2)37Cd, whose product is annotated as general transcription factor 3C polypeptide 5. The transcript has 7 exons. Gene Ontology annotation, biological process: transcription initiation at RNA polymerase III promoter. The record is from RefSeq and is a predicted model, not a curated record. Gene Ontology annotation, cellular component: transcription factor TFIIIC complex. Bases 256 to 1779 code for a protein of 507 amino acids. Lineage: Eukaryota; Metazoa; Arthropoda; Insecta; Hymenoptera; Formicidae.
UUAAUUUAACUGACUCAGAUUUUGCUGUAAAUGCACUCACAUUUCGAAUCGUUUUGCAUAAAAACAGCAAUUUUAUAAUUAUAUUUGGAGAAAAUAUAAUUUAAGAUACAGACGAAUCAACAGGAUGACCAGUAUGCAGGCCCGGUAAUUUCUGGACACAAAUUUGAUAAGAAGCUCAUAUGCAUUAAUUACCCGGGUAAUGUAGUUAACGUUGAUAAAGCAAUCGAAACAUUAGGAGGCAUUAGUUCUAUUUCUAUGACUGCAGAUGCCUCUAAUAGAAGAUUAGAAUUAAGAUUCAGACCUGAUGAUGGAUAUAGCAAACCUACCUGUGGAGAUAGGCACAGCACAAUUGGUUUUUUACUUAGAGUUAGGAUGAAAAAAAAAAGAAUAAUAAAAGUAGAAAUGACGGAAGCUACAAAAUCAAAGUGCACAGAUACUGCUAAUAUUGAAAAUACUGCAGAGAAAAAUUGUACUGUAGAUAAUAUAAACAAGUUAGAUGGUACACAUGAAAAUGAAAAUUCUCCAAAAGAAAAAAGGAAUGUAUUGCCUACUUUUGACAAUAGUAGAUAUGAAAAUUUGUCCCAAGAAACAGAUUAUGAAUUGCCAUGUUUAAAAAUAUUAGGAAGAGUUGAAACUGAAUUUAAAUUUACCAAUUUAUGUGAUUUUCAAUAUGUACCAAUGACACAGAGCAAAUCAGAUCCAAAAAAAUUGGAGUGCAUCUAUAAUUUGAUUUAUCCGAUAGGUAUUCCACCUUAUUCUUGGUUGAAGAAUGACGUGCCCUACUUUUUGCCACCAGCCGCAUUCAGUAGAAUGGACACUGUGCAACAAUAUGUACCAAAAAUUGAGAUAGAUUCUAAUUUAGAGAAUAUAAUUGGUAAAAACAAGAAAUGUCAAGCAGGCUUUCCCAACUAUAUAUACUUUUCUACAGUAGGAGUGCCCACUGCAGCACCAAUAGGCAUUGAAACAGCCAUGAAAGUAAAGUUUCUUCAGAAUGCACAUUUAGAACAAGUGCGCCAACUUUUUGAGGAGCGUCCAAUUUGGUCCAAAAAUGCCAUUAUGUAUAAAACACAAUUUACAUCUGAACAGUUGAAAAUAUUAUUACCAGCAGUAGCGUAUCAUUUUACGACUGGACCAUGGAGAAUCAUGUGGGUAAAACUUGGUUACGAUCCAAGGGAAGAUAUUAAUGCGAGAAAGUAUCAGACAUUAGAUUAUAGAUUAAAAGCUAUGCAUGGAUUAGGUUCAACUGUCAGAUGCAAAAGAAAUUAUUCAAAUUAUACAUUACCAUACAAAUCUGCACCUGUUUCUAAACAAAAACCUGCUGUACUCACUGCUACUUUGAGUCAGAAACAAAAACCGAAGAAAGAACGUCAUUUACAUGAGAACGUGUAUAUAUACCGGGAAGGCAUGGUACCUCCUUCCCGGCAAAUGUUUUAUCAGUAUUGCGACGUUUUAAUAGAAGAAAUACAAGAAAUGUUGGCAAAGCUCCCUGAUCCUUUACCUGAUAUAAAAUGUCAUGAGAAGAGAGGAUGGUUGCCAUUUGGUUUUGAUGUACAAUGCAGAGAAAUUUUAAACAAACAAGUGCGUGCUGUUCUGAGAAAGAAGAUGAACAUUCCUGAGGACCAUCCAACAUCGCUUCCACGGAAACGGAAACAUGGCAUUAAAUUAAAGACUAAUAAAACGAUUAAUAAAAGAACGAAAAAAGGCAAAGCGAAUUCUACAGAAACUCAGGCAAAUGUUACGCCUACCUUGGAAUUGAAUGUGAUUAAUGAAAAUUUGUAGCUUGAAUUUAAGUAAUUAAAAUUAUGAAUAUACAAAAAGAUCUAACUACAUUUUUCUAUUAGAUAUCUCUUUGAAAAAUGUAUUGAAAUGUAAUAUUCUAAAUUAA